AUGAUGAUGACAGCGGUUUCUCAGAUGACAGCUCCGAGCAGUCGAAUCCUUCUUGAUGUUCCGUGUAGAGUCUGUCAAGAUCACUCAUCUGGGAAACAUUAUGGAAUCUUCUCUUGUGAUGGAUGUGCUGGAUUUUUUAAGCGUUCCAUCCGUCGUCACCGUCAAUAUGUGUGCAAAAACAAAGGAAAUUUCGAUGAAGGCCGGUGUAUUGUCGACAAAACACACCGCAACCAGUGCAGAGCAUGCCGACUCCGAAAGUGUCUAGAAAUCGGUAUGAACAAAGACGCUGUUCAACAUGAGAGAGGCCCUCGUAACUCAAGUUUGAGAAGGCAACAGAUGAUGUUCGAACAUGGAUCAUCUCCUAAUUCGCCAGAAAUGGGAUCUGAAAGUGAUGCUCUCAUAAUACCUCCAACAUCACUUGACCGAGAUUCAGUGACCGGAACAGCUGCUCGAAUCUUCUUUGCCCUUGUUGGAUACUGUCAAAACACGUUGAGUGGACUUCCUAGAGAACAACAAUUGGCGAUUUUCCAACAAAAUUGGGCAACACUUUUGUUACUUCAUGCCACAGAAUCGAGAGCGAUUACUUCAAGACAAAUCAGAAAUGAAACGAAUUCGGGAUCUUCAAAACAGAGAAAUGAGGUCGCCGCUGCAUUCGAAGUGAUGGAGGGAUUACGAUUGGAUAAUCGGGAGUAUGCUCUGCUGAAAAUGAUGGUGUUGAUGAAGGAAACAUCGAAUGGUCAACAAAUUGCUUAUCAAUUAAUGUCAAUGCAGGCAAUGACGCAUCGAACUGAUCAACUAAGAUUUUGGAAAUGCUACACUGUUACCACGACAACUCCAACAUCUGCAAUUAUAGAUGUUCUGUUCCGCCCAUCGAUUGGAACUGCUUCAAUGAGUAGACUGAUUGAGGAUAUGUUCAAACCUCCGAAACCUCCAGUUUCCCUAUUCCCAAUGGCGAACUUUAAUUUGAACCUGCUUAGGAAACAAGAAAAAACAGAAAUUGAAGAAGAAGAAGAUGAUGUAGAAGGAGACGAAGAUGAAGAUGAUGACGCGAGAAGUAGUAAUCAGUUUGAUGAUGAUUCAUCAGCUGAAGAUAGACCAAUCAAUGAAUUGGAUCCUCUCCAGCUUCUCAUCAAAUUGAAUGUUCUUUCUCAAUCCUCUUCAUCAUCUUCACCUACUGCCACGAAGCCACGUCAUUCAAUUCGAUCGAUUACUGAAUUAUUAGCAAUCAAAGAGGAAGAUAGUGUGAAGACUGAAGUGAUUGAAAGUGUGUAA
This is a messenger RNA of Caenorhabditis remanei, 1272 nucleotides long. RefSeq lists its product as uncharacterized. The record is from RefSeq and is a predicted model, not a curated record. The coding region runs from base 1 to 1272 and encodes 423 amino acids. Lineage: Eukaryota; Metazoa; Nematoda; Chromadorea; Rhabditida; Rhabditidae. Gene Ontology annotation, biological process: cell differentiation; anatomical structure development; positive regulation of transcription by RNA polymerase II. The transcript is spliced from 8 exons. Gene Ontology annotation, molecular function: zinc ion binding; RNA polymerase II cis-regulatory region sequence-specific DNA binding; nuclear receptor activity.